Messenger RNA from Hyaloscypha bicolor E, 2982 nucleotides. RefSeq lists its product as uncharacterized. The coding region runs from base 1 to 2982 and encodes 993 amino acids. NCBI's taxonomy places the organism in Eukaryota, Fungi, Ascomycota, Leotiomycetes, Helotiales, Hyaloscyphaceae. The record is from RefSeq and is a predicted model, not a curated record. The transcript is spliced from 2 exons.
AUGGCCGAUAGAUACGGAAACAGAUACGCUCCUCGAACUCGAUCCCCUCCUCCAUCCUUCUCUGCGAGAGCCUCUCUUCCUAUCGACAUCAGUGGCUACCACAUGUCGUCACCACACCACCAUGUCGUCCCCACCGGCCAUCGCGAAGUGAUUCCCACUCGCAGCUCGAGCGUUGCCAACAACGGGGCAUUGGUGACGACAUACAAGGUCACAGCAGAUGGUAUUCCCACGCGGGGCAGCAGUGUGCGGGAAGGAAGCAGAUCGCGAAGAUUUACUGUCGACAACCAUAACAGACCACCCAUCAUCAUCACUGAGAGUUCACCGAGGGAGAGAGCGGUGAUUCACAGCGGCGGAGGCAUGAGACCUGGCAGCCCUUUGUCGAACCCCUAUCGCUCGAGCGAGGAAGAUUACGUUGCUACACCGGCGUCUUCAAGACAUGGCCGCCAGCACACGAAGCGGCAUAGUACGUCGAUGGAUAAUGGCGAUAUUAGAGGCUCUGGAUUACGGGUUGCGCCAGUUCGAGAACCAAACUAUGCCAACAUAAGAUCGCGACCAAUAUACCCCAACCAACUGGUCAGACAUGCGGACAAUGUGGCCGAGGAUUUUGGUGAGAAUGGAUAUGGAUACACGAAUCCACAAGAAGUGGUGCGCUAUGAUUUGCAAAGGACUGCUCCUCCACCUGUUGUGCAGACACGGCCGCGCAGAGAUAGUUAUGAAGGGAGGACAAGCAGACCAACCAGUAUUACGGGUUACAACGACAUUGUCCCUCGGUCCUACGAUGGCAGAGAACGAGGCCCUCCUCCUUCGACUAGGGGCUUUGAUAGGAUCCCUGGAUCUGGAAGAGGAUGGGAGCCGCCUCAGAUUAGGAUGCCAGUUCCUCCUUCUCCAUCUUCAAUGUCCCCUAUGGACCCGAUCCCCAGACCUGCUCCUUUCGAACCUGUUGAGCCAGCGAGACGGAUCAGCUCGCGGAAUAGCUCGCGCGCUAGGCCAACAUCGCUUUAUCACGAUCGCGAGCCAAGACGGGGACCAAGAGAAGACUAUUAUGAGGCCAGAGACGAUGACCGAGAUUGGAGGGAGAGAACACAUCAUAAUGGUCGGCAUGAGGAUGGUGUUGAGCAGAGGGGGUAUGGUCUUCGAGCUGAACGGCCGGAAAGAGUUGAGCGAUCUGACCGGCAUGACAGACGCGAGAGAGGCUCUGAUGAGGAUCGUUCAGAUUACAAGGAGCACAAGGAGCACAAGGAUCACAAGGGUAGGAGUGAGAGACGUGAGAGAGGCUCUGAUGAAGAACGAUCAGAUUACAGGGAGCAUAAAGAACAUAAAGGCAGACGUGAGAGAGGCUCUGAUGAGGAUCGAUCGGAUUACAAGGAGCAUAAAGAACACAAGGGCAGACGUGAGAGAGGCUCUGAUGAGGAUCGGUCAGAUUACAAGGAUCACAAAGACCACAAGGGUCGAGAUUUAGCAGCUACUGGUCUCAGUCUUGCUGCUACUGCCGCAGGGCUCAAGGCCGUCAAGAACGCAACUCGGGACGGCCGAGAUGAUCGCGAUGAUCGAGACGAACGACGAAGCGAUUAUGAUGAUGAGCCUCGAAGACGUCGCGACCGGGAUGAUAGGGACUCUGUUGAUUUAAGUGGCAGAGAUCCUAAGGAGAGGCGGCGCAGGGACGAUGACCAUCCACCAAGGGUUUCACCCCCGCCAAGAGACAGACCAGACCCGAGAGACAUCCCUCCUCCACCCAGCCCUCCGCCCUCCGACAAAGAUGUCAAAGUUGGCAGCCCAACACAAGCUGCAUUCCUUGAUCUUAGCGGCCGGGACCCAAGAGAACGCAAGUCAUCCAAAGAUGAUGAUGAGCGUCGAGAACGUCGCAGGCGGCGGUCUGAAGCCCCAGAAACUGGCUCUGUAGAUUCUGAUUCCGACAGUUCAGUAUCACCGAAUGAUACCACACAUCCUGCUCGAGCCGAAUCUCGACUGAAACGAAAGUCUGGUGUAGCAGCAGGAGCUUUCAACCCCAAGGACACAAUGGGUCUCAUGGCUCUGAAAGAGGCACUCAACAAGAAAGAUUCUGCGCCCAAGGAUGCGCCUCAAGAGCCUGUCAAAGCCCCUCGCGAGUCGCUGACAAAGGAUCCUCGAGAUGUUGUAGACAUCCGAAGAGAACUCGAUGAGCGACGACCACGUGAUCCACUUCAGCCGAAUGACAAUCGCCAACUUCGCGUCGUCUCCCCGCCGAGAGAGAAGGCUGAAGAGAAGCCGGUAAAGGGUAUCCUGCGGCAACCUCGUGAAAAGUUCCCCGAAGACCCAGCACCGAUCCGCGAAGGUGUGGCCCCUCUCAAGGAUGCCAAGAAAGAUGGCAUUCCUCCUGACGCUCGAUGGACAAAGAUCAGUCGAAAGCUCGUGAACCCGGAAGCAUUGGAGGCAGGCAAAGAGAGAUUUGAGGCACGAGAGGACUUCGUGAUUGUGCUGAGAGUCUUAUCCAGAGACGAGGUUCAGGGCUACGCGGAAGUCACACAGCGGAUUAGAGCUGCCCGUGAAGCAAUAGAAGAACAGGAAGCCAAUGAACGCCGUCGACUCCGCCGCGAAAAACACGAACGCCACAAACGCGAACGCAACGGUGACGUCGAGCGCGAACCCCGCGAACGCGGUGAACGCAGUGAACGUGACAGAGCCGAGAGAUCUGAGCGCCGUCGUCACCACCGCAGCGAGCGCGACAGAGGCUCACACUCCGAGUCUGACUCGAGCGAUGAGCAGGACUAUGUUGAAGAUAAACCGAAAAUGCUGGAGGCGCCGAAGAAGAAGGGGGGCUUUGAGGAGCCGGUUAUGAGUGGCGGACUUGGAGAUGUAAGGGGAUUUGGAGAGGAAGAGAAGAGGGAUCCGCUGGGUCUCACGAAUAUGAGUAAUUUGAGGGAAAAUCCCAAUGUACCGGGACAGUAUAUCGGGUAUGUGAGGAAUCCUCCGACGCCUGCGGCGUUGGUGGGUGGGAAGAAGUAA